This is a messenger RNA of Corylus avellana, 516 nucleotides long. The record is from RefSeq and is a predicted model, not a curated record. Lineage: Eukaryota; Viridiplantae; Streptophyta; Magnoliopsida; Fagales; Betulaceae.
AUGCAUCUCAUGGUGAAUGUAGCAAGACAAUUAAGGCUUCGAAGGAAUAAGGUGAUUUUCGGAGGAGAAUUUCUAUCACCAACUGAUCUAGUUCGGCUGGCAAAGGAGCAAGUGGAAGCCUGUGAUACAGCAGAACGGAGAACAGGAGAACCAAAGUAUACUCCAAGGCAACCAAGUGAAGAGAGAUGGCAAAAACCUCCUGAAGGCACAAUGAAGCUUAACUGGGAUGCAGCGGUGGACAAAAUUAUUGGCAAGGUAGGAACGAAAGUAAUAGCAAGAGACCAUGAAGGAACAGUUAUUGCUAUGACUUUUGGACCCUGGCUUUACAUCUCGGAUCCUACAAUGGCAGAGGCAAUGACGGCAAGGGAAGCAGUUGAGCUAGGAAAAUCUCUGGGAGGGCGUAACUUCGUUCUGGAGGGGGAUGCCUUAGAAGUGGUAAAUGCACUAAGGAAAAAGGAAGAUAGUAUGGGAUCAUACGGCCAAAUCAUUAACGAUGUUAAGCUAUUGAUGAACUGA